Messenger RNA from Daktulosphaira vitifoliae (grape phylloxera), 3137 nucleotides. Its product is annotated as putative ATP-dependent RNA helicase DDX11-like protein 8. Bases 364 to 3060 code for a protein of 898 amino acids. Gene Ontology annotation, cellular component: nucleus. NCBI's taxonomy places the organism in Eukaryota, Metazoa, Arthropoda, Insecta, Hemiptera, Phylloxeridae. Gene Ontology annotation, biological process: nucleobase-containing compound metabolic process; establishment of sister chromatid cohesion. The transcript is spliced from 17 exons. The record is from RefSeq and is a predicted model, not a curated record. Gene Ontology annotation, molecular function: DNA helicase activity; ATP binding; hydrolase activity, acting on acid anhydrides, in phosphorus-containing anhydrides.
UUUAUCUUAUCUGUGCUAUUAUUAUAAUGUUAAGCGAGAUGCAAAAUUGGCGCCAAUAUUAUUUUCUUAAAAAACAAUAAAUUAUUAAUGUAAUCAAAAAUUACCAAUUGUCUCCAUAGAUAAUAAUUUAUUUGGGUCUCAUUAAUUGAUCGCUGAACAUGCAUACAUAUUAUAUAAAAGUUAAAUAACUGUAUGAUUAAUUAUUAAUAAUAUAUGGUUACUUUUUUAUUAGAAAUCUAUUUCAAUGGUAUUAGUUCUUUGUUAAAAAAUAUAUCGCUACUUUUUUUUUAAAUGUUGAAAUUGCAUUAUAUUUUUUAGUUUAAAAAUUUUAAACUAGGUAUGUGAACAUUUAAAAUUGUAAUCAUGGCAAAACUGGUAUACUUUAAAGAUAUCAUUAUUGAAGAAAAACUUGAUCCUCCAUCAGAUUUUUCAUUUCCAUUCAAACCAUAUAAAAUUCAACAUGAUUUCAUGACAAAUCUAUAUAAAGCAAUCGAAAAUAAAAAGCUUGGUAUUUUUGAAAGUCCAACUGGUACUGGUAAAACUUUGAGUAUUAUAUGUGGUGCUGUACGCUGGUUGUUUGAUAAUGAACAAAGAGAAUUAAGACAACUUAGAAGUACAUUAUUAUCUCUAGAAAAGAAAAAAGAAGAUAGUGGUGAAAAUGAUGAUGAUGAAGAUGAUGAUUGGAUAACUGGACAAGCUAAAUUAGCAGAAAAAAAUCAGAAAAUUUAUGAAAUUAGCCUGGUACUUAAAUCAUUAGAAGAAUAUAACAAUAAUAUAGAAGAAUUGAAAGAAAAACAGGAACUAAAAAAAAGUAAAACUAAAUAUACCGAAAAGAAUAUUCUAAGUAAGAAAAUUGACAUAGAUAGUGAAAAAUAUGAAAAUGAUCAAAUUUUAAUUGAUGAAGAUUCUGAUUUUUUACUUGAAGAAUAUGAUAAAUUUUGUGAAUCUGAUAUUGUAGACGAAGUACCUGAUGAAAAAUUAGAGUAUGAAGGAGUUAAGAUUUAUUUCUGUAGUCGAACUCAUUCACAAUUAUCUCAGUUUAUUACUGAAAUGAAAAAGAGUCCAUAUGGAUCUACGCGAGUUGUAUCACUAGCAUCACGACAAAACUAUUGUAUAAAUAAAACUGUAAAAAAAUUAAAUAACAUUACUUUGAUGAAUGAACGAUGUUUGGAAAUGGGGAAAUCAAAAAUUAGUCAAAAAUCAACAAAAAUAUCACCUAAUGGCCCUGUACUAAAAAAAAAAAAAUCAGAAGCAAUUUGCAAAUGUCCUUAUAAUGAUAAAGAAAAAAUAAAGUCUUUAGCUGAAGAAGUAGUAAUAGAAAUAAGAGACAUGGAACAAUUAGUAAAUAGAGGAGAGGAAUUAACGGUUUGUCCAUAUUAUGCUAGUAGAGAAUCUGUUAAAUAUUCACAGAUUAUAGUUUUGCCUUAUAAUACUUUAUUCCAUAAAAGUACAAGAGAAGCCAGUGGAAUAAAAUUAGAAGGCAAUAUAUUUAUUAUCGAUGAAGCUCAUAAUUUAUUAGAUACAAUUGGUCAUAUUCAUAGUUCCCAAAUUAAUGGCCAACAAUUGACCCAUAGCUACAGUCAGUUAAUCCAAUACAAGGAUAAAUAUGAGCUAAGAUUCAGUGCUAGUAAUUUACUUAAUUUAAAUCAACUAAUUUAUGUUAUUGGAAAAUUGAUUAUUAUGCUAGGUGGUACUCCAGGUAUUAGUCAUGUUGAAGCGAGCCGCAAAGGUGUAGAUUCUAAGGUUUAUUCAUUAGAAGAUUUUGUUCAUCAAGCAGAAAUUGAUCACUUAAAUAUGUUUGUUUUAGUUGAUUUUUUUAAAAAAAGCAAAAUAGGUCAAAAAAUUAGAGGCUUUUCUGAAAAAUAUAUGCCAUCAGUAAAUUUACAAGAAAAAAAACCAAAAUUAAGCAAUUUACAAGCUUUCUUAAAAGAUAUAGAAUCUAAAAAAAAUAAUAAAGGAAAACCUAAAGAAGAUGAAAACGAGCAAAAUGAAUCAAAGCCAUUAGAAUUGAUAAGUAAUAACCCUCUUACACCAGUUAUGACAUUUAUUGAGUCAUUAACUAAUCACUGUGAAGAUGGUCGUAUUGUCUGUUCAAGGCAAGCAUUUGUUGGUAAAGGAUCUUUAAAAUUUUUACUUUUGAAUCCAGCUGUUCAUUUUAAAGAAAUUGUUGAAAAAGCUAGAUCAGUAAUUGUUUCGGGUGGUACAAUGGAACCUAUUUCUGAAUUCAAAGAUCAACUUUUUAAUUUUAAAAAUGAUGAUUGUGAUAGAAUACUACAGUUUAAUUGUGGUCAUGUGGUACCUUCUGAUCAUAUUUUACCAUUAAUUGUAUGCUCAGGACCAUCUGGAAAAUUAUUGGAUUUCUCUUACCAAGAAAGAUCUAGUGCUAAAAUAUUAAAUGAAAUAGGCUCUGUACUUGAGAAUGUCUGUCGAACAGUACCUGCUGGCAUUGUUUGUUUUUUUCCUUCAUAUGACUAUGAGAAAUUAGUUUAUCAACAUUUAGAGAAAAAUAAAAUCAUAAAUAGAAUUUCAGAGAAAAAAAAAGUAUUCAGAGAACCAAAAUCAACUAAUCAGGUUGACGAUGUAUUAAAAAAUUAUUCACUAUCUAUAAAAAAAGCAAUGUCAUCUUCCGAUUCUAAAUUAACUGGGGCAUUAUUAUUUAGUGUUAUAGGUGGUAAAUUGAGUGAAGGUCUGAAUUUCAGUGAUGAUUUAGGUAGAUGUGUUAUUGUUGUUGGUCUUCCAUAUCCUAAUAUCAAAUCAGCUGAAUUACAAGAAAAAAUGAAUUAUUUAGAUACUCAUAUGAGUAAAGGAAGUGGUCAACAGUAUUAUGAAAAUCUUUGUAUGAAAGCUGUUAAUCAAUCAAUUGGUCGCUCUGUGCGUCAUCAACAAGAUUAUGCUGCCGUUUUACUUUUAGAUCAUCGCUAUAAAAAAGAAAAUGUUUGUAAUGCACUUCCUAAAUGGCUUCAAUCUUCUUUACAGAUACACACUACUUUUGGAGCUGCUUUCUCUCAGUUAAAUAAGUUUUUUGCAGAAAAAAAAAAGGUGAAGGAGAGAAAAACUUGAUUUUUUUAUUUUAUUUAUUUAUUUACAUUUACAUGUGUAUAAUUCCAUAUUUUAAAAUAUAAAUUGUUUUAGAAAUA